This is a messenger RNA of Caenorhabditis angaria, 4002 nucleotides long. The record is from the annotation of a GenBank genome assembly. NCBI's taxonomy places the organism in Eukaryota, Metazoa, Nematoda, Chromadorea, Rhabditida, Rhabditidae.
AUGAGUAUAGCUGUUGAAAAUGACGAAAUUGCGUGUGGAGCAGUUAGUAGAACAGCAAGAAUUAUUGCGAUUGAUGAGAAAAGUGGAAAAUUGGCGGUUGUUAGAAAGCAAAGGUACUAAUUUUUGGAUUUUUCAUGAAAAUUGAGAAAAAUCUUGGAUUUUCAGGAAAAAAAUUCGAAAUUUCUCUGAAAAAUUCGAUUUUUCCGAGAAAAAAAACAUCAAAAAAUUAAUUUUUCGUGAAAAUUGAGAGAAAUUCGGAUUUUUCGAGGGGAGAAAUUUGAGCAUCGAAAAUCGCAGCCGUGAAUUCUUCCAGAAUAGUUUUUUUUUAUAAAAAUUUGAAAAAAAAAAUAUUUUUUGAAGAAAUUGAGUUUCAAAAAUUCAGGUUUUAUCAGAAAUCUCAUUUUUUCGAGUGUUAAAAAUUUCAAAAAAAAAAAUUGAAAACUCAAAGUUUUUUUCAGAAUUCCAAUUUUCUUAGGGCAAAAUUUUUUUCGGAAAAAAUUUGGGAGAGAAAAAUUUUGAUCAGAAAUUCAAGUUUCAUCGAUCUUGGGUUUCGAAACUGAUUUUCGAAUUUUAUCAAGAAAUUUUUAUCCAAAAUUCAAGAUUUUUUUCAGAAAUCUCAAGAGAAAAAUCCCAGCCCCAAAUCAAUAUUUUUUCCAGAACUCCAAAUUCUCACGACUAUAUCGAAUUAUACAAUAUUUUGACUGGCUGGCUUGCAACUCCCGAAUUAGUAAUUUGUCCGGAUAAUGGGUCAAUUGAACACGCGAUGUUUGUUGCCGGAGGCGAAUUAAUGACGUCACAUGCAAAUGGUUCAAUUUGUUUUAUCGAUCCACACGAUAAUCGACGAAUCAAAAGAGUUCAAGUUGCUGCAUCAACAAUUUGGUCAGCGUGUGAUCAUUCUACCGCAAAUAGUGAACCAUUAUCUCGCGUCGCUUUAAUUUCACAUUCAUCACUUUUAUAUUUUUAUGAUGUGAUCUCAAAAACAAUUUUAUCAUCAAUUUCUCUCGGUGUCGAUAGUCGAUUAUUUGAUGUGACUUCAAAUGGUGAAUUGGUUGGUGUUGGAACAAUUGACGGUGUUAUGAUUGCUGGAAAUGGUAAAGUUCAACGAGUCCUAAAAUUGGAUCGAGAAAAUCGGAGAGAUCCAACGAUUGCGUGGUCGGUUUUGUUUUGGAAAAGUGAUUUAUUAGCGUGUGGAGAUUCGAGAGGAACUGUUACUUUGUGGAAUCCGUUGAAUGGCUUAUUGAUUCAAUCGAUUGAUUGUAUGCAAUCACAUAUUCUGACGAUGUGUUUGGUGGAUGGAGAUUUGAAUAUUGCUGGAGUUGAUCCAAGAAUCACGACUAUCAAAAAAUUGGUAAAUUUGAAUUUAUUUUUUUUUUCAAAAACUACAGUCUCAUUUUCAGCACAAAAUUUCAGCCAGAAAACUUUUUUGACUGCAAAAAUCUGUUUUGAAAGAAAAGCUAAAAAAUCUUGUUCUAGACUGAAAUUUUGCGCUGAAAAUUGUGAAAAUGCUGAAACUCUAGAUUUUUAAUAAAAUAUAUGUUUUCUAGCAGUUUUCGACCCGCUAAUUAUUAUUCCGUUGUCUGAAAUUGCAGAUCUCAACUGAGUUAUGACGUGGCAAAUUUGGAAUUUUGGGAGCUGAAAACUAGAUUCACACGCUAUGCUAUCAGAUUUGCAUGAAAAUAAUUUUUGAAACUAGUUUUUAGUCUCCUAAAUUUCGAUUUUUCCGAACUUUGCCACGUCAUAACUCAUAUUACCACAAAAUUUCAGCCAGGAAACUUUUUUGACUGCAAAAAUCUGGCCAUUUUGAAAGAAAAGUUAAAAAUCUUGUUCUAGACUGAAAUUUUGCGCUGAAAGUCGUGGAAAUGCUGAAACUCUAGAUUUUUAAUAAAAUAUAUGUUUUCUAGCAGAUUUCGCUGAUUUCCUGUUGUCUGAAAUUGCAGAUUGAGUUAUGACGUGGCAAAUCCCGAAUUUUCCAAAAUUUGCCACGUCAUAACUCAUAUUAGAAGUUGAGAUCUGCAAUUUUUAUCGUGAUCAGCGGGUCAAAAACUAGUACUAAAAAAAAAAUUAAAUAAUUUAUAUGUUUCGUUCAGACUUCUGGUGAAUUUAACGUAACUCGCCGUCGAAAUGGUCCGAUUCGAGAUGUUCGAUGCCUUGCUUCUUACGACGAUCGAAUCUAUGCGUCAGGUGAAGAUUUUGAAAUUUACGUCGGAAAAGAUGGAUGUCGUCAACUACUGAUCCAAUGGCACAAACAACUUCAAAUCGGCGGCACAAUCAUCGCGUCGGGUGGCGAGAAUUUUGUUGAUAUUUAUUGGAAACAAUUUGGAGAAGAUGCGAGCGCGGAAAUAUUACAACAACAUCAUCGCGAAGUUUUUUUGGCCAAAAUAUUUGCGCCAAAACAAUCGAUUAUUACUUGCUGGUUGGUUUGGAUUUUGAAAUUUUAAUAAAAAAGAAAAUAUUAUUGUUUUCCUCUUCAGGAAUCUCUCAACUUGUGGUCAAUUUCUUGCAAUUGGAACUUCUUACGAUGUUUCGAUUUACACAAUUCAACCAGAAACUAGAAAAAAAAUCAGAAAGCUCUCAACAUUUUCAACAAUUCAACCAACAGCUCUUCAAAUUCUCGAGGAAUUUGUCUACGUUGCGACUGGCAAUUUUGAAAUCAUCAAAUUCAAAUUGACAUCAACACAAUCAGCUGGAAAAACAAUUGUUGAACAAUCUGAUUGUGGAGCGAUUGUUAAAAUGGAUAUUUCGAUUUGCGCGAAAACUAUUGCUGUAAUCACAUCUCGCUCGCAAUUAUUCAUAAUUAAUUCCGAGACUGGAGAAUCUCGCCUGGCAAAAGUUGAACUUCCGAUUGAUUUGGCUGCAACUGCGAAUAGUAUUUAUGUUGUUGGAACACAACCAGCGUUUUCUGAAAAUUGUGACACGAAAAAAGUGUUUUUUGAAGUUGGCGUUUCAAAUGGACUUGUAAAAAGGUCAACCAGUUCGAAUGCCCUUAAAAUGAUACCAACGAGCAAAACAUCACUUGUUCCUGGACUACCUGUUUCGAUUCUCAAAAUUGAUCAAGAACGAUUGAUAUUAUCGUCUUAUGAUGGUCAUUGGGCGAUUUUGGAUGUUGUGAGUUUUUUUUACAGAAAAUCUCAUUUUUUCGCUUUUCUGAAAAAUGUGCCCGGAAAGUAAUUUCUUAAAAAUAGUCCAAUUUCUGGAAAAGUUUCUCAGAGUCUGACAAAAAAUCUAAAUGUUCAACAAAAAAAUUCUGAAUUUUUCUAAAAUGUUCUGAUUUGCUGAAAUUUGAAGACUUGAAACGUGGCAAAGUUUGGAAAUUUUGAAAAAUCGGGACUUCAGGAGCCGAAUUCAUAAGUUGUACUCCAAAAUUUAAGGAAAAAAUUUGGUGAACCAAAAAAUUCUGUGAAAAUUUUUUUGAUUUGCCAUAUUUUUCUUCAUUAAUUUUUGCUGUACUUUUAUGAAUUGGGCCCCUGAAGUCCCGAUUUUUUGAAAUUUGGAACUUUGCCACGUCUUAACUCAUAAUAGGAGUUGAGUUUAUCCAAAAAAUUCUAAAAACGGAAAAUGACGUGGCAAAAUUAGCGGGUCGAAAACAACUAGAAAACAUAUUUUAUUAAAAUCUACAGUGAAAGUUGAAAAAUCUGAAAUGAUAAUUGCUAUUUUCAGGUGAACAAUUCGAUUUAUAAUGCAUUCGAAGGUUCGAUUAAAGCUAAAAAGACAAAAAAUCGGACAUACUGAUGGUGUUCCAAUCUCAAUUGUUGGAAUUCGAAAACAAAUUGGCGAUGAAAAAGAGAAUAAACAAUCGGAAGUUGUUCCAACAAAAACCACAAGAAGAAUUCGGAAAAACUCGUCCAUUAGUGGUAAUAUUUUUUAAAGUAUGAUUUUUUAAUCCAUGAUUUUUCAGAAGACAUUGAACCGAUUCAGAAUAAUCGCAUUGUUAUAAUUCGUGUCAAUGGAGAUCAGCAACCAAAAACUCAAGGAUUCCAAUUGAGAAAAUUCGGAAUGCAGUAA